Molecule: messenger RNA, 11059 nt
Organism: Girardinichthys multiradiatus
Lineage: Eukaryota; Metazoa; Chordata; Actinopteri; Cyprinodontiformes; Goodeidae
Gene: slc8a3
Product: solute carrier family 8 member 3
Exons: 8
Coding region: 570-3347 (925 amino acids)
Biological process (GO): cell communication; calcium ion import across plasma membrane; sodium ion transmembrane transport
Cellular component (GO): postsynapse; axon; sarcolemma
Molecular function (GO): calcium:sodium antiporter activity
Source: RefSeq, a predicted model, not a curated record
ACGGAGGAGAGGAGAGCAGGAGGAGGUGGAGGAGGAGUAGAGCGCUGAUUCACGGCUUGUAGGAGGAGGCAGAGACGCUCGCACGGGCUCAAGAGGAAGAUCCAUCUCUACCCAGCAUGCAGUCCUAAAAUACCGACCCACACUCCUCCUCCUCCCUCCUUGCUUACAGCUCUGCGACCCGGCCCAUCCGUUUGACAGGGGAGGAUCUGGGGAGGAGGGCGCCAAGGCAAGAGAAGACGAAAGGCGAUCACCCCCUCUUUGGCCCGGUUUGAUCCUCCACACUCGGCAUUAUUGGGCAGCCUGUGGGACCUGCAUGCUCUUCUUGUACAUGAGGACGACACGGCAGCCUUACGGUGGGAUUGUGGUCUGCAGAUUAUUUUAGGACCGCUGGCAGACUCAUCUACUCUGCAAAAACAAUAAUAAAGGGGGCGGACGGGAGCUGCUCAGCUGUCUCUACAAAAACUCACUCAAAUACAGAUCCAGGUGGUGGGUGGAAGAAAGCACAGCCCAGUGCUGGAUUCCAGAGGGAACGUUGGUGUUGCAAGGGCCCUUAAGACAAAGAAGGGUGCAUGGAGGGUUCAAGGCCUCUAAAACCAGGGACAUCAGCCUGCCUCUGGUUGGGGCUGGUCUCUGUGGCUGUAGCUUUCCUUUGUUCUGAGGCCCGGACUACUCCGAGCCCUUUACUCAGCCCCAACAAUGCCACCUGCAGGGGCACCUCAAAGUGUCAAACAGGAAUCAUCCUCCCCAUCUGGUAUCCUGAGGAUCCCUCCAUGGGAGACAAGAUUGCUCGGGUCAUUGUUUAUUUUGUGGCCAUGAUCUACAUGUUCCUUGGUGUGUCCAUCAUUGCUGACCGUUUCAUGGCAGCCAUUGAGGUCAUCACCUCCCAAGAAAGGGAAAUUGUCAUCAAAAGGCCAAAUGGGGAAACAACAACAACCACAAUUCGGGUGUGGAAUGAAACAGUUUCCAAUCUUACUCUCAUGGCCUUAGGCUCAUCUGCCCCUGAGAUUCUUCUCUCUGUAAUUGAAGUUUGUGGACAUGAGUUCCAAUCUGGUGAACUUGGUCCUUCGACAAUCGUUGGCAGUGCAGCCUUCAAUAUGUUUGUCAUCAUUGGCCUCUGUGUGUCUGUCAUUCCCCAAGGUGAGGUGCGCAAGGUCAAGCAUCUCAGAGUUUUCUUUGUCACAGCAGGCUGGAGUAUCUUUGCUUACAUCUGGCUCUACAUGAUCUUAGCUGUGUUUUCUCCUAAUGUAGUCCAGGUCUGGGAAGGCCUAGUCACACUAUCCUUUUUUCCCAUAUGUGUCCUACUUGCCUGGGUAGCAGACAGACGACUUCUCUUCUACAAGUUUAUGCAUAAGAAAUAUCGCACUGACAAACACAGGGGGGUUAUUAUUGAGACCGAAACUGAACGCUCCAAGGGGAUUGAGAUGGAUGGCAAGAUGGUCAACUCUCACUUUAUGGAUGGAGGUGCAACUAGCAAUCUGAUUGGCUUGAUUGAGAGCAAAGAGGUAGACGAGUCCCGUCGAGAUAUGAUUCGCAUCUUAAAGGACCUGAAGCAGAAGCACCCAGAGAAAGAUCUCGAUCAGCUGGUUGAGAUGGCCAACUACUAUGCUCUCUCACACCAGCAAAAGAGCCGUGCCUUCUACCGUAUCCAGGCCACUCGAAUGAUGACAGGCGCUGGGAAUAUCCUGAAGAAACAUGUAGCAGAACAAGCAAAGAAGAGUGCCAGCGUGCAAGAGGUGCACGUGGAUGAACCUGAAGAGUAUGUGUCUCAAAUUGCUUUUGAGCCUGCUGCCUACCAGUGCCUUGAGAACUGUGGUGCAGCCAUCCUGACUAUCACUAGAAAGGGUGGUGACAUCAACAAGACGAUCUACGUGGAUUAUAAAACAGAAGAUGGAUCGGCUAAUGCUGGAGCCGACUAUGAGUUCACAGAGGGCACUGCAGUGUUCAAACCAGGGGAGAUAAUCAGAGAAAUAAGCAUUGGCAUCAUAGAUGAUGACAUAUUUGAAGAGGACGAGCACUUCUUUGUGCGUCUCAAUAAUCUUCGGGUCUUGGAAACUGAAGAUGAGGUGUUGUCCGCCAACAGUCUCCCAUACCCAAAGGCCAUUCUAGGAUUCCCCAAUGUGGCUACAGUGACUAUACUGGAUGAUGAUCAUUCAGGCAUCUUCACGUUUGAGAGUAGCUCAGUCCAUGUUAGUGAGAGCAUUGGCAUUAUGGAAGUGAAAGUGCUGAGGACUUCUGGAGCAAGGGGAACUAUCAUUGUGCCUUAUCGCACGUUGGAGGGACUUGCCAAAGGAGGAGGGGAGGACUUUGAAGACACCUAUGGAGAACUGGAGUUCAAAAAUGAUGAGACCUGCAAAUUUGUUCACGUGAAAAUUAUUGACGAUGAGGAGUAUGAGAAAAACAAGAACUUCUUCCUGGAGCUGGCUGAGCCUCGCAUGGUAGACAUGAGUCUGCAGAAAGCCCUGUUGUUAGCUGAUGAUGUACCAGAGAGGAAGCUUACAUCUGAUGAGGAGGAAGCCAAGCGGAUCGCAGAGAUGGGAAAACCGGUGCUUGGGGAGCACCCAAGGCUGGAGGUCAUUAUCGAAGAAUCAUAUGAGUUCAAGAGUACAGUGGACAAGCUGAUCAAGAAGACCAACCUGGCUCUGGUGGUGGGAACAAACUCCUGGAGAGAGCAGUUCAUGGAGGCCAUUACAGUCAGUGCAGAUGAGGAUGAGGAAGACACGGGGGAAGAACGGCUUCCGUCGUGUUUUGACUACGUCAUGCACUUCCUCACCGUCUUCUGGAAGGUGCUGUUUGCGUGUGUCCCCCCUACAGACUACUUGAACGGCUGGGCAUGCUUCAUCGUCUCCAUUGUCAUCAUUGGCCUGCUCACGGCUGUCAUCGGUGACCUGGCCUCCCAUUUUGGCUGCACCAUCGGCCUCAAGGACUCAGUCACAGCGGUGGUGUUUGUCGCUCUUGGCACAUCAGUCCCAGACACCUUUGCAAGUAAAGUAGCAGCUGUCCAGGACACCUAUGCGGAUGCUUCUAUUGGGAAUGUGACCGGCAGCAACGCCGUCAAUGUAUUCCUGGGAAUAGGCAUGGCCUGGUCCGUCGCUGCCAUUUAUUGGCACAUGAAAGGGAAGCCGUUUGUGGUGGAGGCCGGCUCUCUGGCUUUCUCUGUCACUCUCUUCACCAUCUUCGCCUUCUUGGCUGUCUCAGUGCUGCUCUACCGGCGCCGGGCCCACAUCGGAGGGGAACUGGGUGGGCCAAGGGGACACAGAAUGGCCACGUCAGCCAUCUUUUUCAGCCUCUGGUUCCUGUACAUCCUCUUCUCCAGUCUAGAAGCCUACUGUCAUAUAGAAGGCUUCUAAGCAGAUGGGACUCCUGGAAAAGAAAUAUGAAGAGGUCUAAAGAAAAAAGCAAAUGCUCACAUUGGGAUUUGGGUCAAUCUUGAAUGCUAGGAACAAACAGAAGAGGCAAACCCGGGGUUUUUUUCUUAGAAAAGGCUCCUGCUCUCCCCCUCCCUCAACUCCGUCUGUAAGAACCCUCAGAGGCGCGCAUCCUGCCCUCUAGUGCCGACAGGCCUCGCUCGCAUGGGAGCCGAGCUCGAGCUUGCAUCUGGGCUUAGUUUCCCAGCAUGCCCAAAGGAUGCCAACGCCAAAAGUUGGUUCAGCAUUCGGCCGGAAGAGAGUGUUACCAGGAGAGAGCAGAGUCAAUCAGAUGUUUAUAUUUUUCUCAAAAUGGGACAAAAAAAGACUUUUUAAAAGAAACAUAUUUUGAGGAUAAAAUGCAAAAAAUUAAAAAUGCAACAAAAUAAAUAAAGACCCAGUCACAUAGAGGAAUCAACGAACUAUUUUCUGAUCUGAAAGAAUAAUGACACAUUAUAUCUAAAAUGGAAAUAUGCUGUGGAGUGGCAGCGGGAUGGAUUCAUAGUAUUUAUUUUUAUUUGCAUCGGAGCUCUGCAGAGGGGUCAGAAAUCCCACAACCAGGAAGAGGAACAAGGAGAAACAAUGACAGCUUCCACCGAUGUACGAAUCCUGAUUCAAACAGGAGAAAAGGGAAAAUAUGGACACAGCGAACAUGGUCAAACUGCCCUGAACAUUACUUCCUUACUCUAAAUGUAUCUAUAUAUAAUAUAUUUCCAUAUUUUCUGUAUAUUUUGAAUAUUUGUUUUAAAUGUGGUCCUCUUCUACGCUAACAGAAGAUUGCUGUGGCGAAGUGGGUGGAGACGGGGGGAGGGAGGGGAGGGUCAAACUAUAUAUUUGAACGAUGUCUUCACCUUUCUAAGGGUUAUGUAUCUUGCCUAUAGGUAACAUGUAUGACAUUGUAUUUUAUUUAUUUACUGAUAUCUUGGUCUCACUUGACUUUCCACCUUUUUCGAUCAGAAAUCCGAAAGAAAAGAAGAAAAAUUACAAAAUGUGUUGCUGAAGAAAUAAAUUCAGAGGUAUUUUUGUACUUUUCCUUCCAUGCACUUUGCUGUAUAGUUCUACUUCUGGAGACUUCUUAUUCUCGUACAUGCGCAAAAGCCAAUGGUCAAAGUCGUCACAGUGAACUGAAUGGUGCCUGUGGAGAGAGAGGUGUUUGCUGCAGCUACCCACACAAAUCAGCUCUUUGUUUUAGUCAGAAAAACACGUUUUCUGGAUGAAGCUGCAUUAAUUGAUAUUACUUUAAUGCCAGUGUUCAAUUACUGACACUUCUGAUUGGUUCAUCACUUUAUCUUAGGUAUAUGAGAGUCUCUUGGCUGGUUUUCAAACUCAUAAACUUUAUAAACCAUUCAGUGAUGCCUUUUUUUUGGUGGAGACAAAAGUGUCACUGUUGGAUUAAGAUGAUAUGUUCUUUCUAUAAGGAGAUAAGUGGACCCAACUGAUGAGCUGCUGUAAUACCAGUCCUGGUAUACAGAUCUAAAAUGUUGGAGUUAACGUAUCGUCUCAAAAACUCUUUACUCCUAUAGUUUUUACCUAGGUCCCCACAGACAAGCAAAUGGCUUUUUGCAAAAUGACAAUAUACAGUUUUAACGUGUUCCUACUCCUCAAACAUAAUCCACUAUCCUAUAACCAUUCUUAAUUAAUCCAAUUUGUCAACAGGAUUAGGAUGCAACUAAAAAACAUAGAACUUUGGGAAAAAAACAUGGAAUCACUACAAGGUCUUGCCCCGGUUUCUCCAUCGGAUUAGGGUUUGAAUUGUUCACUGGACCGGCUGAAGAAAAGCAUCCCCAAAGCAUGAUGCUGCCACCACUAUGUGUCACCGUGUGGAUGAUAUGUUCAGGAGAGUGAUGUGCAAUGCUGUCCCAUUAAGAACAGAUUUGUAGGGUGUACCACCUGAGCUGUGGGUCUCUGCGUUUUACCACUGCUCUUGGACAAUCUUCAGUUAGUUGUUUCUCUUUAUCCCGCAAAAAAAAAAUAAUUAUAAUAAUAAUUAAACUGCUGAACAGUCUUUGUAGUGAAUACCUCAUAAAAAUGCACUGGCAUUUAUAAGGAAUGAAAACCUUGGUUAAAAUGUAUUUAUGCAAUUCUUAAAAUUUCUUAUAAGUUUCAUUCAAAAUUCUCAAAUCUCUCAAUAAUUUGUCUGAAGCAUAAAUUAUUUUAUGUAAUUCAAGAGCUCAAAAUGGAUUCUUCGUCAAAAGUAAUGACAUGAAUAUGUUAUACAAAUCUAUAAUAAUAGGUGACAUAUUAAAAAUGUUUCAACUUUCACAAUUACAAUAUUGAUGUUGAAAUAAUGGCGUAUCUCUUUCUCAGCUCAAGAGAAAAAACGUUGGAAUAAAAUAAAUAAAAAUAGCUCACACUGUGCUUUGUGGAUUCUCUAACAGAUGGAUCUGGAGCAUUUGUUGGCCAUGUCACUGAGUUGAUCGGCCUUUACUGAAGCAAAGUUUUAACUCUAUUUGAUCCAUAGCAAGAUGUAUUAUCAUCCAGGGGAUAAGAAGUGUCAAAGAGGGGAUGAGAAAAACUCACUUUUGCAUUUACCGUAGAGACAAUGACUAUCAUCUGCACUCUGUACAACUUACUGAAUACCAGCCUUAUCUGUAGUGCAUGGUUGCUUCUCUUUAGCAAUGUUGUUUCCUCUGUUUGGGUGCUAAUGAAGAAUCUAGAAUGGUAUAAUAAAAUCCUAUAAAUCCGUGUCCCGCACAGACAUCAACUCCUAUUUUCUGGCUGUUUUCCUCCAUUGCUUUUGUUGUGCAUUUUCCAUUUUUAGGACAUGCCAGGUUUUCUGUCUGGAUGUGUUCUUGUCUUCCUUGGUCAACCUGGAUGUUUCUCUUUUACAACAACUCCAUUUUGUUUUAGACCAAAAUCCCUUGGAACAAUCAACCUCUUGGUUGAUUUACCCAUUUUAAGGAGUUGUAAAAUCCAUCACAUUGUUUAAGCUGACACCUGUCUAGUUGGGGCACUGUUAAAAUGUAUUGCAUAAUUUUAAUUUAAAGUAACUGAUUAAACUUCCUCAAGAUUAGUGAUUCCAGACUUUUUUGCCAGAGCUUGCAAUAGCCCUAAAAUGAAGGGGAGAAAAAACUCCCAAAACUUCCCAAGGCCAUCAGAAAAUAUGUUUAAAGUUAAAUUUGAAAAAGAUUAGUUUGUAAUCAGUUGAGUAAUAACUUCAAUCAAUUGCUCACAGAGCAGCAUAGACCAAUUUUUUCCUUGAUUGCCUCCUAUCAGUUAAAUACUGGCAAACAUAAAUGUUACUUUUCCUGUGUUUUAAAUGCAUGAAAACUAAGAACUCUUAUUUAUUUUGUUUUAUGACUGCAUCAACCAACAGCAUUUACACUGAUGCUCUUGUUUGGGUUUCAUAAAAAUCUUAUGAAGCUUAGGGACAUAUACUUUGAUGCAUAUAUGAUGCAUUCAUUUUCUGUUUCAUACAAAACUACCUCUGUCAAAGAACCUGCAACACACUUUUUCCCCCUUUAAGAAUCAUAGCCAUUUCAAAAAAAUCAGAAUCAGCUGGUCAGACCACCAAUCAAAAUGGAAAUUGGUAUCACCCAAGAGAAGCAUGAUCAGUGCAUCUCUAUGUUGUAAAAUAAAAUCAGACAAGAGUUUACCAAGUGGCAAAGACACGCUUAUCUCCUUAGAGUUGGUGCACAUCUUUAGUCCAUGUGGUUACACCUCCUUGCAUCUCCUCGCACUCUCCUCCUCCUUGUCAGUGUUCCUCCUUCAUGGUGAGCACUGAUGUAAAUAUGCCUCAUGGCUUAAUUAGAUGCCCUCCUCCUGGUACUGGAUCAUGCCUGCUCACCUCCCCAGGUCUCUCCCACCCUAUAUGAAAUGAACACCCGGAGAGACCUGCUGAUGGUUAGAGAAGCUGAGGAAAUACAGAACCCGCAUUAUGUACCGAAUUUACAGUGUGUGUCUUCACCGAAACAGCAUCGCAAAGGCACAGGGGGCACUAACAUCACAUUUAAUUCACAGGUUGUCUGCAAUGGCUUGGUUUUUUUAUUGGUUAUUAUCUUGCAAUCAGGAAGCAUUUUUGAGUGACUGUCUCAUUUAUUCAGUUGUUUUCUGGGACUUGUUGUAGCUGAAAUGUCAGUAGGUGCGUGUUUGUGUGGUAUGCAUGUCACCAUGCCACACACAGCACAUCUGAAGGCACCCGCCUUUCUGUUUUGCUCCCAUUUCUUUCCUUCUCAGUCAAUGGGAUUGAAGUGAAACAUCACUGUGCAGUAACUGGACUUGUGGUUGUUGUGGGAAACUGAGGAAAGUUUCAAAAUUAGGGGGAUAUUACUGUUGUUUUUAACUGUUUUCUUUGUGUGUGAGUGGGUAUUUGUGGGUGACUGUGUGUGUGUGUGUGUGUGUGUGUGUGUGUGUGUGUGUGUGUGUGUGUGUGUGUUUUGGCCUGCUAUGAGAUGUCAAAAGACAAAAAAACAAUUCCAAAGUGGAUAAUUUCUUCAGGUUCUUACCUUAACUAAUCAUUUUAAUAAAUCAUGUCACCUCUCCCCAGAAGUCAAAUUAUAAUAUACAGACAAAUCUGUGGACAUGCCUGGUAAUGAUCUGUAAUAAACCUAUUGCAGCAGUAUAAUCUCACUUUGAGAAAUUCAGGAAAAGCCAACCUUUAUUUCAGUGUAUUUAUUCAGCCUGGGCAAGAAAAUCCCAUGUUGAGAAAUGAUUGUUUUCAACAAAAUCAUUGGUGGCAUAGUUAGAUUACUUAUUUUUUUCUCUGUAACAUUUCACCUCGUCCUGGAUCCUUUCUUAUGUUCUCGUCUCUUCAGGUCACACACAUUCAUUCCAUAGGGUUUAGGUCUGAGAACUAAAAUGGUUGUUGAGGAUGGUUCAUUUUGUGUCUGGGGAACCAUUUCUGAUUGAUUUGGCUAUACGUUUUGGACCAUUAUCCUUCUAGAAGACCCAGAGAUGACCCAUUUUCAGUUUACUAGUAGGGUUCACCUAAUUUGUUUCCAUAAUAUUUCAGAGAGUUCAAGAUGACAUUCAGUCUAACAAGGUUCCCAGGGCAUUUGAAAGAGAAACAGACCCACAGCGUUAUAGAUCCUUCACUGGAUUUAACAGCAGGCAUGAGGUGUUUUUCCUCAUGCUGGUCAUUUGUUUCACGCCACACUUUCCUGGAUUGUUUUUUUGCCAAAAACCAAUUUUACUCUCAUAUGACUAAAGCACACAGUUCCAGUUAAUCUCCCAGUUGUGUUUGGCAACUUGUUGGAGAUGGUUGAACAGAAAAGGCUUUUUAUCUGGAUCUUUGCUGCAGCUGUCUAACAGUGAUGUUUUUCCCUUAUCCUGCUCAAGAGUAUAGAACAAGUGGGCUCUAGGUUUUGGCCUCAUGUCCAUGUUGCUAAACAUCCCAUGGAGUGAUGACUGUAUCCACCCCCUGAACUUGUCUUUAACAAUAUCAAGAAUAGAGGAGACAGUCUCUGACCAUGGAGCCCAUGGCUGGAUGCUGGUGUGCAGGACCGGCUUUAAAGCCGCAGAGAAGCAGCAGCAGCAUCGAGGCAUAACAUGCAGAAUGAUGUUGCAGCUUAAACAGGUGUCUUUUAAACAUUCUAUGGAGUAUGUAGAAGAUGAUGUGUAAAGCAGCAGCACAGCUGGAGUUGAAUGAACUAGCUUGCAGGUAUUGCAUCAUGUAACUGAGGCACUGGGAUGUUUGCACUGGAACAAUUAUUUCUUAUAAUUUUUCUGUCAUUUUCAGUAUGAGAUUGUGCCACUGCAGUAAAAAAUGAAUUUAGUUUAAGGUAUUUUACUCAUAUUUUCCUGUGGUACAUUUUUCCAAGUCUGUUUUUCUUUCUGUUAUCGGAGGUGUGUCAGAUAAUAAAAAAGAAUUGGUAUUUUUCCUCAGUUGAUUAUGUUAUAUCAGUAAACGCUGCUGUUUAAAUAAGUUCGCUGAGUGGAAAAAAAGCACAAACAUGAAUCACCCCAAACUUAAGUGGAUUUUGAGGUUUAUGUACUUCACUGUAAUAUUUUUCAGCAAACUCUUGGAGCUGUUUUGUCAAGAUGGAUGUUUCUGGUGGUGUGUAAUUUUCACAAUGCUAUUACAGCCAAGAGCAGAUGAACUGCACUGUUUACAUUUUCCAAACUGGAGGUUUUUCCUAAUGUAUGUCUGAAUUUAUUUGUUUUUUAUUUAUUCAGCAUUUUUCCUGCUACCAAGGAGAACUAGAAAAAAGCAGCUUCAGAUAAAUUCUUUUACAUCAGGCCCUUCCAGGUUUAUACAAGUUUACCAGAUGAUGAGAGGCUGUUGAACUUCCUUGCUUUUGUUGUCUAAUCUAAUGUUUCUUCAAUUUUGUUAGAUUCUUUCUCUGUUUUUAACCUUAAUUCCCAGCUGGCCCAAGUCAUAAGAGAUAUUUACACCUGCCUAGUGUCCCUAUUGGCCAGGGGGACCUACUGUAAGAGCACCUAAAAUUUUACAGAACAUUUUGAAAAUGGGUUGAAGGAUGCAAUUCAAACAUGACAGCUGUUUAAUGAGUCAUAAAGUAGCAUUCCCAUAAACCACUAGAAAUUUCUUGCAAUUAAUUGAAGAUGGUACAGGUUCCCUCUGCUCUUGGCCCAGCAUUGAUCAGCCUCCAGCUUCUGUCUCCAAGAAAAUCUAAUUAGGUUAUCCACAAAAAAUUAAAAAAAAAAGAUAAACAGUAACCACUACAGAUUUCAUAUGAACUGUUCAUAACUUUCAACAUGACGACUUUUCCAAAAAUAAGAACUGUUCCCAUAAGUAUGGUGUUUUUCCUGAAAGUGAGUGCCCCCCCAAAAAGGAAGUUCUCACCAGGGCCCUGUAAAAUCAUGCGCCAGCUCUGCCUUAAUCAGAUCACACAAUUGGUAUUUGAUCGUAAUAUUCCGUUUUUUUUUAAAUAAAGGAAUUUUGAGCAAAAAUCUUGAACAGAAAACUGGCAUGGAUCAUUUUAAAAUUUUGAUGUUUGAACUUUUUUAUAUAAACAAAAUUGUUGGAUCUUUUGACCUGAUUGUCUCACAAUGUUAACCCCAUGACUUUUACUUAGAAUCCAUUAGUUUCAUUAAGUCAUUUAACUUUAUUCUUUGAAUGUACAAACUGAUUUAGUUGUGUGUAAAUAUAUUCCUGUGUUGACCGUAAAGCUUUAUUUAAAUGUCCUAUUUUCAUGGUUCAUUUAAAAUACAUUACUUUUUACCUUGUUUACAAAUUUUUAUUUAUUUUUUCCUAAUCCAGCUUAAUGUUGAGCUAUGUUUCCUCUUUAUGCCUCCAAAAUUAUAAUAUCUCAAAUCUGCAUUUUAGAAAACCAUAAUUCAACUUCCACAAAAUGGCAAAUUUUUACUUUGAUGUUUCUUUUUUUUUUCUCUGUCACCAUUGUUUUUCAUUCAUCAGUUCAGAAACAAAUGUUUCUUAUCUACAAACACGACAUUUAGCCCUUAGAAUGGGAUCAAAUUUGUGUCAAAACUAAACUCAGUGGUUUUUAAUUUUCAACUAAAGGAUGAUGGUUCAGUUUGAACAUACACAUGAUAACACAAUUCUUUUCUUUCAUAAAUGGACUUGUUUGUUUGAAUGCUAGUGAUGCUGUUUUUAUUUCUUUUUAUACUGUUUUUAAUUAAUUCUGUUUCAUUUCAGAGAAUUUUGCAUGGAUUUUUCUUUGAAUUUGGAUGUUUUAUGCUAAGUAUGUUUUUGAGGUGGGUGCAACAAGUAAAUAAAAUAUGCUAUUUGAAGAAGA